AUGCUGCUGCCAGAUGAGGACAGUCUGUCUGGGGACGCCAGCGACAUGAAGAUGUCCACCUCCCAGAUCAAGAGGAAGAAACGCCGGCACAGGACAGUGUUCACAGCUCACCAGCUGGAGGAGCUGGAGAAGGCUUUCAAUGAAGCGCACUACCCUGACGUCUAUGCCCGGGAGAUGCUGGCCAUGAAGACAGAGUUGCCGGAGGACAGGAUACAGAACCGAAGAGCCAAGUGGCGGAAGCGGGAGAAGUGCUGGGGCCGGAGCAGCGUGAUGGCCGAGUAUGGCCUCUACGGGGCCAUGGUGAGGCAUUCCAUCCCUCUGCCUGAGUCCAUCAUCAACUCUGCCAAGAGUGGGCUGGUGGGAUCCUGCGCCCCAUGGCUGCUGGGCAUGCACAAAAAAUCCAUGGAGGUAAGCAGGAAGGCAGAGAGCCAAGAGAAGCUGGCAGAUGGCUGGCGAACGGAGCAGGAGGAGGAGGAACUCAAAGAGAAGCAGGCCAGUUCCCAGAGGGGCUCCGACAAGCUUGGCCCUGCAAAAGACUCAGAGGACACAGCCAUUGACCUCUCCAGGACAGCCAAGCACGAGAAGAGGGGUGUACUGAGGCAGUGCAUCAACGGGACACCCCCCCCAGAGCAGAACGACAGGGACCACUGAGCUUGGGCUGCCCUGGAGGAGGCCAGACCUCACAGAGUCCUGGCAAGAUAAUAAUAUUUAUUCAUUUAUUGAUAUAUAUAUUUUUUCUUAAAUAAUGGAACUUCUAUCUGAAUUCAGGGCAUUUUAAAACUGAGCACACACAUCCCCUUGUCCCUUUACUUUCAAGCUGUUCACUUCUCAGCAGAGCCAGGGUGGAGGGUGGGAGAAGUGUCCCAGCAGGGCCAAGAGCAGUGCGAAAAUUGGGACUGCAUUGUGGUCAGCAUGGAAUGCUGCUGGAGAAGAGCCACUCUUUCCUUCUGGGCGGUGACCACUUCCCCAGCUAGCCAGGAGCACAAAGAGGAGCAACGCAAUGGGAGUCGCUCCCUCCAACACGCAGGUGCAAAGAUGGUGCAGGAGUUUACAGACGUCUUCUCCAAGCACAGCGCCCACGUGCCAGUCCUUCCACGUUGAACACGCAAUUCUUCCACCUCGAGGAUAAGCAGGGUUUUUAAACACUGUAGGGUUCAUCCUCAAGCUGGUGUAACCUGAGGAUGUAUAAACACUCAGGUUUACACUUUCUGAGGAUCUGGCCUGCCAAUGCAGCCUUAUCACUGGAUUUACACUGUGUAGCUUCCUUAACUCAUAUUUGCGAGAAGGGGGUAAAGACAUUUUUGUUUAUGCAAUGAUUUUGUACACUCUUGAAUGUUACCUGCAACACUAUGCAUAAUAGAACAGACCUUUUUGAAAAGCAAGCCAUAGUACCCCAGAGCAAUUAAACAAUUUUGUGAAUUGUCAGAAGAAGAUAUUUUGUAAUUGUCUGUAAAAAAUGUUAAUGUCAGAGCUGUUUCUUGGUUGCCCCAUAUUUGUGUCUAAAAGCACUUUAGUGAUCUGGAUUUUUGAAUGUGGCUCUUCCUGUAUUGUCCACCAUUUAUUUAUUACGCAUCCAUAAAUAAAA
Molecule: messenger RNA, 1585 nt
Organism: Manacus vitellinus (golden-collared manakin)
Lineage: Eukaryota; Metazoa; Chordata; Aves; Passeriformes; Pipridae
Gene: VSX1
Product: visual system homeobox 1
Exons: 4
Coding region: 1-651 (216 amino acids)
Biological process (GO): regulation of transcription by RNA polymerase II
Cellular component (GO): nucleus
Molecular function (GO): DNA-binding transcription factor activity, RNA polymerase II-specific; sequence-specific double-stranded DNA binding
Source: RefSeq, a predicted model, not a curated record